AUGCGGUUUUCAACCCUCAGCGCUUUUUCGUUGGCCACUGCCGGCGUGCACGCCGCUAGUGGCUUUGCAUCAAGCUGCCGCAUGGACUCUAGCAUUUACAGUUUUGUGGCGUUUACCAUUUCAACCCAAUGUAAAGGAUCAGAUGGCCAAUACAAAUCGACCACUUUCGAUGUUACUAAGUGUUACAAUGUCCAAAAAAGUGGCCAAAUUUCAUGCGGCGCAGGAGAUUUAUCAGUAUGCACUUGCGCAAAUAACCCUAACGGUGUUGGUGUUAUGAGUUGUCUUUGCCCCACCGAUUCAGGGACAUCAACCGGGCAACAACAGAUAGAUUUGAACAAAUGUAUCGGCAACAAUAAUGGCAAGCUUUUUUGCUAAACUUCAGCAUCAGGGCCAUGCUUUAACUGCCGAUUCCAUGGUUAAGCACAACCUCCCCGUUCUGCUAUCAGUUCUGGUCAGGCGAUGACAACUGUGGUUUGCUUGGCGCGCGAUUCCAUGGAAAACUUGAG
This is a messenger RNA of Pyricularia grisea, 506 nucleotides long. RefSeq lists its product as uncharacterized. The transcript is spliced from 3 exons. The coding region runs from base 1 to 375 and encodes 124 amino acids. Lineage: Eukaryota; Fungi; Ascomycota; Sordariomycetes; Magnaporthales; Pyriculariaceae. The record is from RefSeq and is a predicted model, not a curated record.